This is a messenger RNA of Mercurialis annua (annual mercury), 1829 nucleotides long. RefSeq names its product probable terpene synthase 6. The transcript is spliced from 7 exons. The coding region runs from base 65 to 1711 and encodes 548 amino acids. The record is from RefSeq and is a predicted model, not a curated record. Lineage: Eukaryota; Viridiplantae; Streptophyta; Magnoliopsida; Malpighiales; Euphorbiaceae. Gene Ontology annotation, biological process: diterpenoid biosynthetic process. Gene Ontology annotation, molecular function: terpene synthase activity; magnesium ion binding.
AUUGCUAGCUCAACGGUGUUAGAAUAUCAAAAACUACAAUUAUUUGCCAACUAAUCUUUCAAAAAUGGCCACUCAAAAUCAGCAGCCAGAUGUGUUUCGUCCAUUGGCAGACUUCCCUCCUACAGUCUGGGGUGACGAUUUUGCUGCAUUAUCCCCUACAGUAGAUUCAGAUUUUGAAUCAUGCACCGAAGAGGUGGAAACUCUCAGAAAGAUAGUGAAGGAAUUAUUAGAAGAAUCUUCUACGGAGUUAAUGGAGAAUGUUGAAUUCAUCAAUUUGUUAUGCCGUCUUGGCGUUGCGUAUCAAUUUGAAAAUGAAAUUGAUAAGCAAUUAAAUCAUAUUUUCGUUGCUGUUCCUGAUCUUCUUGAUCAGAAUGAUUAUGACCUAUACCAAUCUGCACUUCUGUUUCGAGUUUUGAGACAACAUGGCUAUAAAAUGCCUUGUGAUGUGUUUUACCAAUUCAAGGACAUCAAUGGCGAGUUCAAGAAAAACAUCACCAAUGAUGUGAAAGGGCUCCUCAGCUUGUAUGAAGCUGCGUUUUUGAGUGUGCACGGCGAAGAUAUUCUUGAUGAAGCCCUUGUAUUUACAAGGCAGCACUUGGAGAUAUUAGCUGAAAAAUGUAGCCCCAAUCUUGCAAAACAUAUAAAGAAUGCUCUGUAUCGGCCAUACCACCAAGGAAUAGAAAGAAUAGAGCAUAGGCUUUAUAUUUCCUUUUACGAAGGCGAAGAGUCUAGAAACGAAACUCUCCUCAAGUUUGCUAAGCUCGAUUAUAAUCGAUUGCAAAUACUCUACAACAAAGAGCUUGCUCUGCUCACAAGUUGGUGGGAGGAUGUAAAUCUUCCUAAACAGCUUACUUAUGCAAGAGACAGACUUGUGGAGAAUUAUCUUUGGGCAAUUGCAGCACAUUUCGAGCCUCAAUAUUCUUCCACUCGAGUGAUGCUCUCUAUGUAUACAGCUGUGGUAUCAAUGAUGGACGAUACAUAUGAUGCAUAUGGUACCCUCGAAGAACUCGAACAGUUUACAACUGCAUUUCAGAGGUUUGAUAUAAAUGCUACUAAUGAGCUACCAGAGUACAUGAAAGUUCUUUACAAGGCAUUUUUGGAUCUUUAUGCUGAAACAGAAAAAAAUAGCAAUGAAGGAAUGUCUUACAGAUUAACUUAUCUAAAGGAGACCUUGAAAGAAUUGUCGAGAGCCUACAUGAAAGAAGCAAAAUGGUUUUACGGGGGUAUUGUGCCAACAUUGAAUGAGUACGUACGCAAUGGAAUCAUCACUAGUGUUUACAAUCCCAUAACAGCAAUAUCCUUACUUGGAAUGGGAAAUGCAGUGGGAUUACAAGAAUAUGAAUGGGCUCAAAAACAGCCUAAAAUUCUUGAAGCUGCCAUGUUAAUCUGUCGUCUAAUGGAUGAUAUACAAUCACAUGAGUUUGAGCAAAAAAGGGGAGAUUGUCCUUCAAGCGUGGAGUGUUACAUGAAAGAAAAUGAUGCUUCCGAAAAGGAAGCAGUAGCAGCGAUCCAGAAAAAGUGUGUGAACGCAUGGAAAGACAUCAACGAGCAGCGCAUGAGACCAACCGAUGUCUCAGGAGUUCUUUACAAAUUAUUUCUCAACCUUUCCCGUGUGAUGGACGUUCUUUACAAAUACCAUGAUGGAUACACAUUUCCAGCAUAUGUGAAAGAUGAUGUCAAGUCAUUGUUCCUCGAAGAAUUUUCCAUGUAAUGAAAGCUAGAGUCUCAGUAUCAAGAACAUGUUGUUUGUUUAUUUAGUUAUGUUUGUAUUGAUAAUUGUUGGUCUUUUGUGGACUGAACAAUACUAAUAAUCCGAAUGAUUUUCUAAA